Messenger RNA from Diachasma alloeum, 1143 nucleotides. RefSeq names its product negative elongation factor E (gene Nelf-E). Gene Ontology annotation, molecular function: RNA binding. Gene Ontology annotation, cellular component: NELF complex. NCBI's taxonomy places the organism in Eukaryota, Metazoa, Arthropoda, Insecta, Hymenoptera, Braconidae. The transcript has 3 exons. Gene Ontology annotation, biological process: negative regulation of transcription elongation by RNA polymerase II. The coding region runs from base 155 to 976 and encodes 273 amino acids. The record is from RefSeq and is a predicted model, not a curated record.
CCGAACGGAGGACUAGUGGGCCGAACGACACGAGAGAUCAUGCUGUGAAAUAUUUCAGUUUGUUUUGCUUGGUGUUGCUGUCCUAACGAAAACAUGACUUAACCUUUAUUAAUAUUAUUUUUUCUAAAUGAAAUCUAUACAUAGGCAUUGAAAAAUGGUUUACUUACAUUUUCCAUCGAAUUUGACAGAGGAAGAGUUGAUGCUGCAGGCAAAAUACAACAAAUUGAAGAGAAAAAAAAAAGCCCUCCAAGACUUAAAAACUCCUAAACCAGAGCCGGAACGAAUGCCCCAGGCUCCAAAACGUCCAACAGAAGCCAGAGAUGCUCGUGAGGUGGCAAAAAAACUGAUAAAAUCAGGUGUGAUCACCGCGCCUAAGACUCCAAAACGACCAGAGCAGUCGUUCAAGCGUCCUCGAGGUUUAGAACGAAAACUAAACAGCACAGAGAAAACUGUUUGUUCAUACCAACCUUUCUCAGCAACACAAUCAGAGGAGGAGGAGGCCGAGGCAGCCGCUAGACCUCGUGUCAAGGACCUGUAUGACAGUUUUGUAAGUGCCCAGAGCACUGAGGAAAAUCCACCAGCUGUUAGACCAACCCCAGCUAAAAUUGAACAUAAACCGAGGACUGGUAACACAAUAUUUGUCUGCGGAUAUAAGAUAUCUGAAGAUUUCUUGAAGAAACACUUCAGUUCAUUUGGAAAUAUUAUCAAUAUCACGAUGGAAGCUGAGAAGAACCGAGGUUUCGUGACAUUCGACAAGCCUGAUGCAGCAGAGCGGGCAAUAAACGACAUGGACGGCAGUAUGGUGUCGUCAAUCCAACUGAAAGUCUCCCUUGCUCGUCGUCAGCCAAUUAUUGACCCAAUAAAUGACACCACAUCCAGCUCCAUGUGGUCCUCGAUAGCAGCGAAUUACUCUCAAAAAUCAGCCCACAAAGACCGAAGGGAUAUGAAGGUUUACGAGGAGGAUCUUUUCCAGUGAAAGACAAAAUUAGUUGACUAUUCUCUUGUUCAUUUGUUUGUAAUCAAUGAAUACUUCAUGUAUUAAAGCAUAUAAGUAACAAUUAUUCAUAGACUCAACAAUUGUAGAAAUAUAUGUGAAAUAUAAUAUUAAUUAUGUUAUAGGAUUAUUAUACAAAGUCACUUGUA